AUGGCGAAUGUAGGAGAUGAAUCAAUUUUGAAGUUGGAAGGUGGUUCCCGUGCACCAACCAAUAAUCUGGUACCGAGUCCCAUUGUUAUUCAAAACGAUGCGUCUGCCGUACCAAAUACCGUGAAGUUGAAUGGAUCAAAUUAUCCUCUUUGGUCCAAGGCAUUGGAGAUGCAUAUUGCUGGACGUGGUAGAAAGGGAUUCGUGACAGGGAGUAUCAAGGAACCUGCUGAGGAUAGUGCUGAGUAUGAGACGUGGGAAACAGGGAAUGCAAUAAUAAAAUGGUGGUUGAUCAAUUCCAUGGAACCUGCUAAAGAAGUGUGGGAAGAGGUGGCUCGGACUUAUUAUGAUGGUUCGGAUAUCUCUCAAAUUUAUGAAUUGAAGGUUAAGUCGUUCAGGCUUCGUCAAGAGGGACGGCCAGUGGGUGUGUAUUACGCUGACCUUAAGUUCGUUUGGCAGGAGCUAGAUCAAUGA
Malus domestica (apple) is the source of this 471-nucleotide messenger RNA. NCBI's taxonomy places the organism in Eukaryota, Viridiplantae, Streptophyta, Magnoliopsida, Rosales, Rosaceae. The record is from RefSeq and is a predicted model, not a curated record.